ACACGCAACACAUUCGCACGCAGAUUACUCUAUUUUCAAAACAUUAAACAUAAAUUUCGGAAUGUCGACACGUAAACGGUCUGGUUCUGGAACCAAACAACCAAAAGAAAAAAUUGUAUAUAUUUUUGAGUCCUUAUUUCGUGGUGAAGACGUCGUUCGAGGGUACAAUAACUUUUGGAACGAGUUGUUCCUGAUUACUCCGCCAAGUCUUGAAAUUCUAGACACGGAAAUUCAACAACUAGAUGACUUAAAGAUGUGUGCUGCAAAACCCAACAUAAUACUUGUGGUAAAAAAAUGCAUUGAAAUGCUUGACUCCGACAAUCCUAAAAGAGUAAAUAACUCAUUGAUCACAUUGAGUAGUUUGACAUUUGCUUUGUGCAGAAAAUAUUCGGUUACACAAGAAACAUCGGAAAAUUACUUGGAAUAUGUCGUUGCAGAGGCUGAAGAUGAAAUAAAAAGCCUUAUAGACAAAAUAAAAGUUCUGCUUUCUGAGAGUGACGAGUCUUCUUUCUAUUGCAUAAAAUUCCUGUUGCCUAUUCUUAUUACGAAUUCUUGCGGCCGCAACAAAAUAAUGGAAUACAUAAUGGCCGCAAACAACUUAUUUGAGCCACUGAAGAAAAUUCUUAGUGAUCCCACCCAAAGACUUAAAUAUGGUAAUGAUAUUGUGAUACUUCUGACUCUUUUGGUCAACUAUAGAAAAAGUGAUAGAACCAAUCCGUAUGCUGUGCAGCUUUCGCUUUUGGACGAUGAAUUUGCGUUGCAUGGAUUUGGACAAAUCAUAUCGACUACCUUAUUCGAAUUUAUUCGAUUGCAAUCAACUAACGACGUAACAACUCACAACAAUUCCUGGAUUAGUUCAUUUUCAUCUAUAGUUGGAAAUAUUUUUUUAUCGGAAGAAAUCGAUGGAAAAUCUCAAAAUAUUCGACAAAACACAGUCUUACUUUUGGCUUUGUACGAGGCUGUACAUUUGAACAGAAAUUUUAUCACGACUUUAGCUACAACGCACACAGAAACAAGCACAGCUCCUUCCGAUCUACUGAGCAACAGUGACGUUUUACCAGAAGUUCAAACUGCUCCGAUGCUAGAGGCAUCCCAAUAUCCUACGAACUUGAUUGUAGCAGUUUUCCAAUAUUGCUAACACGUACCAGUGCCAUUCCACCUUCGUGGUAGACCGCAACAAUAAACCGCAUGCAGAAAGGGGCGUUUUUGUCCUGCUGGUGGGUUCGGAUUCCCCCGCCCAACUAAGCGUGCGGCGGACAUUUAAUUAGAUCUCUUAAGCCAGUUCAAUCAGAGAGGCUUUCGAAUUGUAUGUGGUAAUUAGAUUAUUAUUAUAUUUUUUCAUGAAUAAAAGACAUCUUUAGACCAUCGUCAAAAACUGUUUUCUUAAGUGCCCUUUCCAACAGGGUGAAAGAGUAAACACAUGAAGUUGUUUGGCAUUCUUUUAAGUGGUCUCUAAAAACCAGCUAGGAAAACCAUCUCUUAUUUAGGUGAGAAGGCACGAGCUCAGCAAUCAACAGCGACGGCAACAUCUAGCAUCUGGCUUCACAUCCCAAUCUUAUCAACUUCAACCAAAAAAAUCGACUUCACAAACUCGGUCAGCUGAGUCGAUAAUGUAGUAAAAAGACAAACCAAAAUAGAAUAGUGAGAAUGAGGAAAGCGAGAGAGAAAGAAAUAUUUUUGCCUCUCUCAUUUUUUUGACAUUUUCUGCAGGGGUGGACACCAACAGUAAUGGCCAGCACUAAACCGGCCGAGUAAAGUCCAAACUCGGUCAUUGUCCAGCACUGAAGUAGCUGUUAGGGCUGAUCUCAAAACUUCUUAGCUUUUGCUCGUAGCUGUGAAAGCGCUUUCAGUGCUGAAUAGUGACCAUGUUUUAGUGCUGGAUGGUUACUUGGGUAUAGUUAGUCUAAAUCAUCCAAAUAUAACAAUUUUUCAUACACCCUCAAAUAAAAAUAAAGAAAUCCAUAAAAAAAGGAUAAUCAAAUACGCAAUCUAAAAAAAAAACCUCAUCCGAGCUUAACUUCAACCGAAUUAUGUGAAAGUUUCCCGGCAAUAGGCCGUGGAAGUGAAUAAUUCGGAAAUAACAAAAACAAGAAGAUUUUGUUUAUAUACACAAGAUUGUAAAAGGCAACUGGAGAAUGGUAAAGAAUAAUUUUUACUUCAUAAAAAUCGUUCUUCUUUUAGGGGGAAGGUGUCCCCUGCACGGGUUUACCAACCCUGCAUAGCUAAUUAGUUGCAACCCAUCAUUCACUGCUUCACACUUCAAUUUUAAUUUAUUGCCCUGCCUGACUGAGUGAGCCACACACAGCCAGGCCCAGGACUCAAAUUACAUAACAAUCGGUUCAAUAUGCGCUGGCAUAACUGCUGUGCUUGCGCAUGGGACUGUGUCGGGUUGUACAGUUUUUCGGGUUUUACGGCAAAGUGCGCUGAAUAAUGCUGAUCCAGCGCAAAGGACACUUCAGGCCAUAAACAGAGAGAGCCAACUCCAGAUGUCUCCAAUGAGUAAACUCUACAAAUACGAUGUAAGAAAUGUAACCAAACUCAUAUAAAAGGGCCAGGAGCCACCAAAUAAAGGAGAUUUUUUCUUAGAACACAAA
This is a messenger RNA of Culex quinquefasciatus (southern house mosquito), 2594 nucleotides long. RefSeq names its product 26S proteasome regulatory subunit 6A-B-like. The record is from RefSeq and is a predicted model, not a curated record. Gene Ontology annotation, cellular component: cytosol. The coding region runs from base 62 to 1138 and encodes 358 amino acids. Gene Ontology annotation, biological process: regulation of Golgi organization. The transcript is spliced from 5 exons. NCBI's taxonomy places the organism in Eukaryota, Metazoa, Arthropoda, Insecta, Diptera, Culicidae.